Fundulus heteroclitus (mummichog) is the source of this 5433-nucleotide messenger RNA. RefSeq names its product purine-rich element binding protein Aa (gene puraa). The transcript is spliced from 2 exons. NCBI's taxonomy places the organism in Eukaryota, Metazoa, Chordata, Actinopteri, Cyprinodontiformes, Fundulidae. Gene Ontology annotation, cellular component: nucleus. The record is from RefSeq and is a predicted model, not a curated record. Gene Ontology annotation, biological process: regulation of transcription by RNA polymerase II. Bases 254 to 1111 code for a protein of 285 amino acids. Gene Ontology annotation, molecular function: DNA-binding transcription factor activity, RNA polymerase II-specific; purine-rich negative regulatory element binding; RNA polymerase II transcription regulatory region sequence-specific DNA binding.
CGCCGUUUCUGGUCCAUCUUGUGAAGCAGGCAGAUGCGGUGUUGCGCGCUGCUACAAGAAGGGCCCUGCGAGCGUAUGUCCAUGAGCCUCCCGUCUCGUCUCGUCUCCUGCGGCGCGCUGUCGAGGCUGUAAAAGGCUCUCAGCCCCGCGGACUGAGCUGGGGGGAGGGAAAGAUCUCGCGAGAGCUCCGAGCACGGGCUCAGCUGGCCGUGGCUUUGCAGCAGACGGAGGGAGAAGGCAGGCAGGCAGCAUCAUGGCGGACAGAGACAGUGGAAGCGAGCAGGGAGGAGCGGCCACGGGCCCAGGCUUCGGCUCCAUGCACCUACCGGCAGGAGGGGCGGGCUCGGCGUCCGGGCUCCAGCACGAGACGCAGGAGCUGGCGUCAAAGCGGGUUGACAUCCAGAACAAGCGCUUCUAUUUGGACGUGAAGCAGAACGCGAAGGGCCGCUUCUUGAAGAUAGCCGAAGUCGGGGCCGGCGGAAACAAGAGCCGCCUCACUCUCUCCAUGUCCGUGGCGGUCGAGUUCCGAGACUACUUGGGGGACUUCAUCGAGCACUACGCCCAGCUGGGACCGAGCAACCCGGGCAUGGUCCAGGACGAGCCCCGGCGCGCGCUGAAAAGUGAGUUCCUGGUGCGGGAGAAUCGGAAAUACUACAUGGAUCUGAAAGAGAACCAGAGGGGACGGUUCCUACGGAUCCGGCAGACCGUUAACCGGGGGCCCGGGCUGGGAUCCACGCAAGGCCAGACGAUCGCUUUGCCCGCGCAGGGACUUAUCGAGUUUCGCGACGCCCUGGCUAAACUUAUUGACGAUUACGGCGUGGAGGACGAGCCGGCGGAGCUGCCCGAGGGCUCGUCGCUGACGGUGGACAACAAGCGCUUCUUCUUCGACGUCGGCUCCAAUAAGUACGGCGUGUUUAUGCGGGUGAGCGAGGUGAAGCCCACCUACCGCAACUCUAUCACGGUGCCCUACAAAGUGUGGUCCAAGUUCGGCAACACGUUCUGUAAAUACGCCGAGGAGAUGAAGAAGAUCCAGGAGAAGCAGCGGGAGAAAAGGGCAUGCGAGCUGCAGCAGCAAGAGGAGAUGCAGGCGGACGAUGGGGACGAGGAUUGAUAAAGGAGAAAAAAAAAAUAUAUGCGGGAGUAAUGAAAACAAGAUUAUUAAAGUUAAAACUCUACUGUAUAAAAGAAAGAAUCUAAAGAUUUUUAACUGUAAAGGUUUAACUCCAAGGGAGCAUCACUCUCAGUAUAAGAAAACCUCCACAACCUGACAGUUCUGACAUGUUGUCACUCAUCGCUGGAUGUUACCCCACUUACCACCAUUAAUACAGUUAACAGGCUGCUAAACAAAGUAAUAACAUUAUAUUUGAACAUUGAUUCCUACUUGACAAAAACCAUAUUGAACGGAGUGUUUAUUUCCCUUAUUAACAAGAGAACUUUUGUACCAGUUAAAGCUAUUGUAAAAAAAAAACAACAACAACAAAAAAAAAAGCAAAAAAAAAAAACCAACAACAAAAAGAAAACAGGGGGUGUUUGCAAUGUUCAAAUGGAUACGGGAGGGGGGGGGGGGGGGAAGGAGUUCCUUUACAUGUGAGCUAAUGACUUCAGCACAAAUCAGAUAUUUUAAUUUUUCAAAAAAAACAACAACAACUAAACAAAACACAAUUCCAAAUCUUUGUAAAAGGUCGUCACAUGUACUUGCCAUUACCUUUACCUGUGAGUAGAGAUGUGUUUACACAUAAAAAUCGUAUAUGAGGGCUAGGCCUGCUACGGAAACCGGUUAGAUGUCAUGCAGUAUAUUUAAAAAUAAUAAAAAAAAAAAAAACUAAAAAAACAAAAAGGAAUAUAUAGGCAUCUUCAUGAAAUGAAAUAAGUGCUAUCUUUGUUGUGCAAUAUGCAUUGAAGAUAAAUGGGUUAUAUUGAACUUGUCAACCGACGUUGACUUGGCCGUUGCUAGAAACAUUCAAAGAAAUAUAUUGUGAUUUCUCUUCUUUCUUUUUUUUUUUCUCCUUUUGAGUUAAAAUUGUUGCCAUGCAGAUGGAUAUAUUAUAGACUACCUUUCUGUCUCGUCGUUGAUGAUGCAAUGUGUUCAUUUUAAAAGGUACUAUAUGUGUGUUUGAUAGAGGAAAUCCAGUGACGACAUGUAGCAAAUUGCCCCUUUUUUCUUUUCUUUUUCUUUGCAAAUUAUCUUGAGGAGACGUGUACGUCCUCACAGCCCAGCUGUGUUUUAGUGGCCCAGUUAUAUGCAGAGAAGCAUAAACGUAGAGAUGCACCGGUCAGGGUCGACGGGUUUCUUUUAAAUCCGACCGGCCAAAUUAUUAUUUUUUUAUUUUUUUUUAUUUUGCCUUAUCGGGGCUAUAAAGCAUGAAAGAAUGUGCUGCAGUUUAUGCGAUGGAGCUACUAGUUUUCAUUUGAAACUGAAGGCAUUACCAGACUAUUUAACAAAAAAAAAUGCUUCAAAAUAUGAACUAUUUGUUAUGUCUGUAGCUCACGAAUGGUUUGCGUUCUCAAUUUUGAUUAAUUUCUUUAUUAGAAGGUUUUUCCGUUUGCUUUUUUUUUUUUGUUAGUAUUUGAACUGUCGAUAUACAAUCAGAGUAGAUUGAGGGGAAAAUCGGCUGAUUCCGAUCAAUUGUUUGGUGCGUCUCUACCUGAAACUGUGACUUUCUUUUUUUUUUUGUCGUCCAGAUUAAGUGGAGCUGCACCAAUCGGGCUUUUCUUGGCCAGUAGCGUUUUGUGGUUCGUUGAUUGAGCUGGUCGCUCUGAGCUCUUGAUUUGGAAUGCGUUUAAUGGUUGGAGAAAAUCGCUUCAAUGUACGAUCCAUCGAUCACAGGUCAACGUCUGGGUUGGGGGUUGAAAACAGCCGAACUCCCAGUUUCUUCUGAUGUCUGACCGGCUGAUUACCAUUUUUUUUUUGUUUGUAUUUAAGGCAUAUAACACAAAAAAGUUUUUUGUUCAUCUGAUUUUUAUUCUAUUUUAUUAAAAUGGGGCCAAGAGUGGAUCAAAGUAUGAGCCGUUAGUUGUCAGAACACGUCGGGUGUUCAUAGUUUUGAUGCAUUUAAGUAAGUGGGGUUGGGGGGGGGGGGUCGUCUAGACAACUGAAUGGUGCAUCUCUACCUGAAAUGGUAACUUUUUGUCAUCUUGUUCAGUCGUAAAAGUCUAAAUGGUGCCAAGGAGUGCUGCUGCUGCUGCAGGUUAACCUGCACUAUGUGAUGGAUUCCAUUGGUCUCCCAAAAUGUCACGAAUUCAGGACGUAAUAUAGUUAUUCUUACCCAAAGGCUGUGGUGUGGUUCUAGCUGAAGAUGUUAAACAGAGAAAGAUUGUAAAUGGUCAUCCGUGUAUCGCUGCUGGUUUAGGUGGAGUUCACAUCUCCUCCUGGUGGCCCUCCAACUUUAUCUCUGCCAGAUUAAGGCCUGAGGGGUUAUUGUGGAUGCACGCUUGCAGCUUUACUUCAGAUUUGUGAGCCCAAAUAUCUGCCUGGGGGGGGUUGAGGGCAGUCUGGUCCAAUUGUAAAUAUUUGGGCUGCCACUCGGUGAAGAGACUGGUUCUGGAAACCAGUUCAGUCGCAUCUCAUAGAUGUUCGAUAGCAGUUUUAUAAACUCUUUGUCGGUGAACUCCAGAGAAACUGGCAACAAUCAGACAAUUUCAGAUUUACCUCAUCACUGAAUCCAAACGAUUGCUCCCGCCUUCCAAUUGACCGGAAACCAGCAAAACGUAGACUGUCUUUUUCCUCGACCACCUUAUUUCAGGGGAGCAUCCUCGUCAGCAUAUAAAACAACCCGGUGCCUUACACACUCCGCAUGCUUACACGCUGGCCUGGUGCUUUGGAUCGCAGGUUUUGGCUUCUCUUUUCUUCACGCUUCCUUUCUUUUCGUCUUUCCCCCUCAGUUUUGCGUCUCGGGCCCCCCUAGUGUGCUAGCGCACGACUCGUGGUGCUAAAAAAGGGUUCGCUACGAGCCCUGGGAGCAGGAUUCUUAACUCUUCUUCUGCUGCCUCCCUCUCUUCCCUGUUACUCCCAUUGCCAUGCCCCUUUUUUUUUUUUAGCCAUCCAGGUAUCGGCCUACAUGUAAACAUGGAAAGGAAGGGGUGGUCACCUAAGAUGCAAGGCCCGCGUUGAGGCUUGUGUCGCGCUGAGCGAGGGGCAAUUGUGUGAAAUAAGAGCUGGAUGAAAAGUCUCCCCCCAGUCCCCCACUCGAAUCGCUAAUUUUCCCGCUAAAAUAGCUCCGCGUGGCAGUAAAUUGGGGGGGGUAGCGAACUUAAAUAUAUAUAUUUUUCUCUCUAAACGAAACGGAACGCUUACCUUUUCAGCAUUAUUCCACUUUCUUUGUAAUUUUGGAAUGUUUUUUUGCCCAUAAAAGGAAAGAGGAAGAAAAAAAAAAUCUAUAUCUAUUUUUUUUUUUUUUUUGUUUUGUUUUCCUGUGCAACGUUUCAUCACUGUGUGCAAUAUCGUACGUGCCAAUGGUGGCAAUAUAUGUAUAUCUAUUAAAUAUAUGAUGACUAUUUGAAAAGCAUGUGACUGAAUUCCAUGUCUUUUUCUCAUGAAGGAGUCGUACGCCUUUAUUUGCACUCGGAGCUCUACCCCGGAGAGAGAGAGAGAGAGAGAGAGAAAAUAGAUAGAAUAGCUUAAACCCAAGGGUCUUAGCAGCCUGUUGGGGUCCAACGGUUCACAUAUGUACUUUAACUUGAGACAGAACGUCGUCACUGCAAAAGCGCACCCCUCUAAGAAAAGGGUCGACUCGUCCCCGUGGGUGGUUGAUGGUAGACUUUAAACAUCCAAAUGGAGUUUUUAUUUUUUUGUUUGUUUGUUUUUAUGGAAAAAAAAAAAGAUAUCUCUAUUUUUUUUUUUUUUUUUUAGCUUUAAGCUAAAAAAAUAAAAGGUGCUUCAGUCCAAUCCUCAUUAAGAUGUACGGUGAACUGUCUUCAGUGGUUUGUUGUGUGUAGCACUUUUCCCAGGUUAACGAAAACGCCUGUUUAAAAAAAAAAAAAAUGAUCUCAACAAAGAAUGUCGUUCUCUCUUGUGUUGCCUCUUUCUUUUUCUUUCUAUGAUUUGCUCAUUUGAUGCAUUGAAUAUAAUUUAUGUACAUUUGACAAAUUAAAAACAUAAAAAAUAAAGACGAUAAUAAACAGAUUUUUCUCACUGAGGGGAGGGGAACAAGCUACAUUCAAAAUGUACCGUUUUUCAUGUUUUGUUUCCUGUGCAGGAGGAGGAGGAUGGGGGGGGGGCAAGAAAAAAAAAAGUUUAUUUUUGAUGUAGUGCUGUCUACAAUGUCUGAAUCUGCGUUUGCAACGAUACUAAUUACUAAAGCUUAAUUUUACAGCCUCCCAACAUGCAAACCUUUCAACUAUUUAAUGACUUGUGUCUUCUUGGAAAAUUUCAAAGUACUGUAUAUGUAAUUAAUGCCAGGCUGUAAAAUAAAGCAUUACUCUGUUCUCUAAUCA